UGAAACCCAAUAAGACGAUCAAAGCUAAAAGUUUGGAUUCUUCCUGAAACCUCAAAGCCUAAAAGAAAAGAAAAGCACCGAAUGAUGGAAGAAUCAGAAUCUCGAAAGCAGACACUGUUAAGUUCACUCGAAAGCGCCGGCAUUUUGAUCCCGGACAACGUUACAUCGAUCGGAGACUUGAGUCCGGAAACCUUCGUCUCCAUCUGCGCUCAGUGUGUUAAUUUGAUAGAUCAAACGGCUUCGUUGCCUACAACUCUGCCGGAUGCGGCGAUUGACAAGUUGAAGAUGUGUGCGGACAUGGGUUUAGCUAUAAAGCGACUUGGUUUUAUUGGAGACAUGAGCUAUAUUAAGCUCCUCUAUCCUUCUGAAGAUGACCUCCAUAAGUUGACUAGAUUCUUGGUGGAGAGGCUUACUGAGUCGACUCGACCUGUCAAAAUAGCUGAGGUGAAGGAUGUGAAUGCUAGAGGGAAAACCAAGGAGGGUGGCUCUAAUAUUGGUGGAACGUUAGAUCUUAAUCAUCAGAGAGAAAAAUUGGAAGAUCCUAGUCUCCAUAAUGCAGUGCCAGAGGCUGAAGAAAUACGCUUUAUUGGCUUGAGCAGACAAAAUCCCGGCAAGGCCAAGUUACCUCCUUUUUUUUAUGGAGAACUUUUUGAUGAAGAAGGAAAGCCAGGAAGAGAUCUGUUUGGAAAUGAAGAAACAGCUGCCACGGGAGAUGAUAAGGAUGUUCAGAAAUCAAUUUCUAUUAAAGAGAAGCCAUCCAUGGUAAUAAUUGAGAAAGAAUUAAGAAAUGAAGAAAAAGUGCUCACAGAGGAGGUUACUGCAAAGACAUCAGAAUUACAGCAUCUUGAGGAAGAACUUGAAUUGUUAAAGGCAGCAACAGAAAUGGCAUUUGGUGAUCAGAAUUCUAUUGACUUCUGCUUUGAGCAGCUUAAAGAGCAAGUGGAUGCCAAAAGGUGCAAUAUUACAGAAUUGAAGUCACAGUGGGAUGCUUUCAGAAUGCCUCUGGAAGACAAGAAGAGAAACCUAGAGGAGUCCCUGUAUGCAAACAUACCAGAUUCUCAAGAAAAGCUCCAAAAGUUGAGAGAACUUGAGCACGAAAAACAGUUGGUGUUGUCUGAAAUUACAAAGAGGGAGGAGGAACAUUCUAAACUUUCUGCAGAUCUUGAGAAGCAGCCUAAACUUCCAUCUAGAACAUCCUAUAUUGAGCGGAUAAAGGAGAUUACAAAAAGUAGUCAGAAACAGGAUGCUGAUAUAAAGAGGAUCUUAAAAGAAACUAGGGAGCUUCAGUUGGAGAGUAACUCUAUCCAAGAUCGCCUUCAUCGAACAUAUGCUGUUCUAGAUGAAGUAGUGUGUAGGGAAGCAAAGAGAGACCCAGUAGUACGGAAGGCUUAUAGUCUUCUUACUAGCUUGCACGACUUCUUUGGUCAAAUUUCUGAGAAAAUCCUUACCACUGAUAGAAUAAGCAGAGAAAUGACUGAACUUGAAAAGAAGCUCGCAGCCAUGGCAUCCCGAAGUUUGAAUGUGGAUAAGCUGCAAGCAGACCUUGAUGCCAUUGUGAAGGAAAAUGAGUGCCUGGAGCUACGCCUUGCAGAAAACCCAUGAGUCAUUCUUGUUGCAGCAAUCUAUAAUUGCUUGUUUGCAAUCAUUUCUUUCAUUUUGUUUAAACAUAGUAAUCUCCAUUCUAUUCAUUCGAUCAAGUGAGAGAUUGAAUAUGUGCAUUUACCGGGUUAAGGAAUAGAAAGUUUGUCCGUACUGGCUUCCCUGA
Messenger RNA from Populus euphratica (Euphrates poplar), 1765 nucleotides. RefSeq names its product coiled-coil protein. Bases 82 to 1602 code for a protein of 506 amino acids. NCBI's taxonomy places the organism in Eukaryota, Viridiplantae, Streptophyta, Magnoliopsida, Malpighiales, Salicaceae. Gene Ontology annotation, molecular function: cullin family protein binding. Gene Ontology annotation, biological process: positive regulation of ubiquitin-dependent protein catabolic process. The transcript is spliced from 6 exons. The record is from RefSeq and is a predicted model, not a curated record.